Zychaea mexicana is the source of this 1536-nucleotide messenger RNA. Its product is annotated as general substrate transporter. Lineage: Eukaryota; Fungi; Mucoromycota; Mucoromycetes; Mucorales; Lichtheimiaceae. The record is from RefSeq and is a predicted model, not a curated record. Gene Ontology annotation, molecular function: hexose transmembrane transporter activity. The transcript has 4 exons. Gene Ontology annotation, cellular component: membrane. Gene Ontology annotation, biological process: monosaccharide transmembrane transport. The coding region runs from base 31 to 1536 and encodes 501 amino acids.
AAUAGUGCUCGCUAAUAAUAAGAACUGAACAUGGACUCAAGACAAGCCGGUGUUCGUCUAUCUGUGAUCUUUUGUGCUGCUGUGGCAAGUCUAGGCACGUUCAAUUGUGGUAUCAAUACAAGCGCGCUAAAUAUUCCAGGUUAUUUCGUGCGUAACUGUCCUGAUGCAUCGGCAUUGGGCGAUACUACAACGUAUUUCCCAGGAACUGUCCUACCGAAAUGCAUUCCUAUGGACGACCUCAUUUGGGGAAUUGCUACAGGAGUGUUCGCCAUAGGCGGUUUACUAGGUGCUAUGUUUGCGGGUUGUUUGGCUGAGCGUAUGGGGCGUCGCGAUUCUAUGUUCCUCGUCAACAUCACGUUUGUUAUCGGUGCUGCUAUGAACAGUCUUGCUACCACAAGUACUAUGUUUGCUAUUGGUCGGGUAUUUGUCGGUAUCGGUUCGGGUGCUAUGUCUGUCCUUGUCUCAAUGUACAUUGCAGAAAUAGCACCUCCAAAGCAGCGUGGCAUGCUUGUAGGUCUCUUGCAAUUGUUUGCCACCUUGGGUGUCUUGGUUGUGGAGCUCUGCGGUCUUGGACUACAAUCUGCAAUUGGCUGGCGUUUGUCAGCAGCAAUCACUGUAAUUCCAGCUUUCCUUCAGGUCAUGCUCUUACCGCUCUGUGUACGAUCACCUCGUUGGCUGAUCAGUCAAAAUCGAAUCGAUGAAGCACGGGAAGCGCUCUUAAAGCUACGCCGAGGCGAUAUCGAGACUGAAUUUGCCGAUAUGACGCGCUACGCCGCUGAAGCCAUUACAAGUAUUACUGCACCUGCCGUUGGCUUGACAAAAUCUGCGACGCCAAAAGAAUCAGAGGCAUUGUCUCUUCUACAAGUGAUGCGAAUUCCUAUUCUUGCUAUACUCACUGGCAAGAUGAUGAUAAUUCAUGCUGGCUUCCAGCUCUGCGGCAUUUCAGCAAUCAUGUACUAUUCUACGAGCAUCUUUCAGGCCACGUUUGGCGCUACCGGAGCAGCGUACUUGACCGUAGGAGUUGCAAGCAUCUUUGUCCUAUUCACAGUUAUUGGUCUAGCACUUGUUGAUCGACUUGGCCGAAAAUCCCUGAUCUUGUUUUCCGCGCUCGCCAUGUGCAUAUCGUCCAUAUUGAUGACCGUCGGUCUGCUUCUUCAUAUAUCCAUACUUCAAGUGAUCUGUGUGAUGCUGUUUGUGGCGACCUUUGGAGUCGGCUUGGGUAUUUGUCCGUUUUUGUUUACCUCCGAAAGCUUCCCCACAUAUGCCGUCGGUGCCGCCUGCUCAGCUGCCCUUGUAUCCAACUGGUUCUUUAACUUUGUUAUCGGUUUCUUGUUCCCAACUUUGUUGCGCGUUUGUGGAAAUUACGUGUUUAUGCUGUUUGCCGCUGUCACCUUUCUACUGGCUUUGUUCAUCCACUUUUUUACAACAGAGACAGCGCGCAAAUCCAUUGAUAAUAUUGGACGCGAAUUAGGCUGGUAUGAUUUGGACCCUAAGAGGUUUCUUUGCAGCUCUUCAUCAUCCUCGAGUAAGUUGUAG